AUGAGUAAAGAAGAUCAAAUCAUAAGUUUUGACUUAUUAAGAAAGAUAGCUACUAAAUUACCUGAAAUAAUGAAAAAAAUUUUUGAUAAUGGAAUUUCCAAGGCUAUAUUUAUGUCAAUAAUCAAUAAGGAUGUUAAUGAAAUCAUUGGUGGAGACGGAGAUCAAAUUUCAUCAAGUGAGAUAGUUGAAAAAGUUGAAAAUUUUAUUGGAGAAAAUUUUUGUUAUUAUAAUCACGAUGACAAUUUUUAUUCUGCAAUUUUCGGGUUACUAUUGAAUCUGUUUCCUGAAUAUAAGCAUGAACCUUAUGCAAUAUUUUUAAAUAAUGAAAAAGACGUCGUUUUACAUCAAGCUAGUAUUUGUAUAACUUAUAUGAUUAAUCAUGAUUUUGAGGAAAAUAUGCCUAAAAUUACUGUGAUAGCUACUAAAUUACCUGAAAUAAUGAAAAAAAUUUUUGAUAAUGGAAUUUCCAAGGCUAUAUUUAUGUCAAUAAUCAAUAAGGAUGUUAAUGAAAUCAUUGGUGGAGACGGAGAUCAAAUUUCAUCAAGUGAGAUAGUUGAAAAAGUUGAAAAUUUUAUUGGAGAAAAUUUUUGUUAUUAUAAUCACGAUGACAAUUUUUAUUCUGCAAUUUUCGGGUUACUAUUGAAUCUGUUUCCUGAAUAUAAGCAUGAACCUUAUGAAAAACCUCCGCAUCCAUUUGGUAUUAAUGUAACUGAAUUUAUAAAUCCUGACCUUUUAAAAUCUCAAACACCAAUACCAACACCCGAAGAUUUUACACAAUCAACCGACGAGAAGAGUUUAUUAGAAGUUGAAUCAUCAUUUAAAACAAUUAAAGUUGGUCCUCAAACCGAUUAUAAACAAAAAAAAGUGGACGAGACUUUAAAUUCGAUGAUGGUAGAUUCCAUAACAGAAACAUCAUCGUCUUAUGUUGAAGAUACAAUUAGUAUCGAUGAUACAUAUAGUGAAACUAUUAUAGACCCAUUCUAG
Messenger RNA from Entrophospora sp. SA101, 984 nucleotides. NCBI's taxonomy places the organism in Eukaryota, Fungi, Glomeromycota, Glomeromycetes, Entrophosporales, Entrophosporaceae. The record is from the annotation of a GenBank genome assembly.